AUGGCAGCCACGGCGUCAGCAGCCACACCACCAAACAUCGGAUCGUCCUCCGCAACCGCCGCAGCCGCGUCCACCUCGCUCAGCUUCCGCUACCCACCGAUCCACGCCUUCCCGCCGUUCUAUACGCUGCAGCACAACCCGGUCUCGCGGGGACAGCAGCUAUCGCAGUGGCGCUCCCUCAUCCUCGACUACUGUCGCCAUCAUCGCAUCUUCGCCCUCUCCCCGCUUCCUUCUACGUCCGAUCUCAGCAGCACACCAAGUAGCGGCGAGGCAGCCGAUCCGCACAAGACACUGUUCGCCAACCGCUCAAUACAGCGCUCUCUGUCGCCAGAAUCAAUACGACAAGUGCUGGGUGAUUUGGUGGAUCAUAAGCAGGCGGUGUGGGAGGAUCAGCUUUCCGGUACGGCCAAGUCGAAGGGUGCGGUUGACAGCAAUGCGAAAGCGUAUAUCUAUUGGAAAACGCCGGUGCAGUGGGCAGAUGCAAUCUACGAGUGGGUCAUGGCAACAGGACAGAACAAGAGCAUCAUGACGCUCUUCGAGCUGAGUCAGGGCGAGCUGGUUCAAGGUCAAGACUUUUACGAGCUUCCCACGCCCUUGCUUCGUCAAGCAUUGAAGCAUCUCAGCACGCAGGGCAAAGCACAGAUCUUUGCCGGCUCAGAGGCUGAGGACGGAGAAGGUGUCAAGUUUGUCUGA
Messenger RNA from Sporisorium graminicola, 693 nucleotides. RefSeq lists its product as uncharacterized. Gene Ontology annotation, biological process: protein transport to vacuole involved in ubiquitin-dependent protein catabolic process via the multivesicular body sorting pathway. Lineage: Eukaryota; Fungi; Basidiomycota; Ustilaginomycetes; Ustilaginales; Ustilaginaceae. Bases 1 to 693 code for a protein of 230 amino acids. Gene Ontology annotation, molecular function: structural molecule activity; protein homodimerization activity. Gene Ontology annotation, cellular component: ESCRT II complex. The transcript has 2 exons. The record is from RefSeq and is a predicted model, not a curated record.